CGUUUAACCACACGGGCUCGUAAAGCAGCUCUAGGACAGUGAACCUUUGGAGUUUGAUAUGAUGUGAUUACAGAAUCACCCCAGUGACACGUUGCCAAAUUCAGCAGAAUGAGGGUCUGAGUUUCCCGGGUGGUGAUCUCUGAAAUUGCUCAGUGAGCACCCCUAAUUCUGCUGAUUUAUUGCUGAUAAUCACUCACAAUGGAAACCAAUCAAAAAUGUGCGGAUGGACUGACGGGAACACAGAACGAAGCUGCGCUGCGCGAUCUCAUCCAGCGCACGGGAUAUCACAUACAUCAGGAAAAUGGCCAGAGGAGAUAUGGUGGUCCACCUCCUGGUUGGGAAGGUCAACCUCCAGAGAGAGGCAGUGAGAUCUUUGUUGGAAAGCUUCCUAGAGAUCUUUUUGAGGAUGAACUGGUGCCGCUGUGUGAAAAAUUUGGCAAAAUUUAUGAAGUACGGAUGAUGAUGGAUUUCAAUGGCAACAAUCGAGGUUACGCCUUUGUGACCUUUACCACAAAACAAGAGGCGAAAAAUGCCAUGAAGCAACUUAACAACUAUGAAAUCAGAAAUGGGAGACUUCUGGGUGUGUGUGCAAGCGUAGACAACUGUCGACUGUUUGUGGGCGGCAUUCCCAAAACCAAAAAGAGGGAAGAGAUCCUGGCGGAGAUGAAGAAGGUGACAGAUGGUGUCACGGACGUCAUCGUUUAUCCGAGUGCUGCGGACAAGACCAAGAACCGAGGCUUUGCCUUCGUGGAGUAUGAGAGCCAUAGAGCUGCUGCAAUGGCCCGGAGGAAAUUAUUGCCAGGGAGAAUUCAGCUGUGGGGUCACGCAAUCGCUGUAGACUGGGCAGAACCUGAAGUGGAGGUAGAUGAGGACACCAUGUCCACAGUGAAAAUCCUGUAUGUCCGUAACCUGAUGUUGGCCACCACAGAGGAGACCAUCGAGAAAGAGUUCAACGACAUUAAACCAGGAGCCGUUGAACGUGUGAAGAAGAUCAGAGACUACGCUUUCGUUCAUUUCUCCCAGCGGGAAGACGCAAUCAGCGCAAUGAAUGCUUUGAGCGGAAAGGUCAUAGACGGCUCCCCCAUUGAGGUCACGCUAGCCAAGCCAGUGGAUAAAGACAAUUACGUCCGAUACACCCGAGGCACGGGAGGUCGUGGAGCGGCUCUGCUGCAAGGAGAAUACACUUACGCUGUUGGACAAAUGUACGACCCGUCCGCUGCCUAUCUGGGCGCUCCCAUCUUUUACGCUCCCCACGCCUACGCAGCCAUCCCCAAUCAGUUUCGAAUCCCAGGUACCAAAGGACCCGUAAGCACCCGAGGGCUGGUGAGGUCACCCUCAGUGAGAGAAAUUUACAUGAAUGUACCUGUAGGGGCAGCGGGCGUGCGUGGUUUGGGCGGGCGAGGAUACCUCGCUUACGCAGGUGUAGGUCACGGGUGCACCACGUACCAACUCAAGACAGACAAACGCCCCGAUGACAAACUCUAUGACCUUCUUCCGGGCAUGGAGCUCACGCCCAUGACCCCUGUUACCCUGAAGCCCCAGGGCAUCAAACACCCCCCACAGAUCUUGGAGGAUAUUUGUCAAAAGAACAACUGGGGUCAACCGGUUUACCAGCUUCACUCUGCUAUCGGACCAGAUCAGAGGCAACUUUUCCUUUAUAAAGUCACCAUCCCUGCUCUGGCUUCUCAGUAUCCAAAUAUACACCCGUUCACGCCCGCCAAGAUCUGCGCUUCGAUGGAUGAGGCGAAGCUUCACGCGGCCGAGCACACGCUGCAGAUCCUCGGCCUGCAGACAGAGGGCGCUGACGCCUCCACCGCUGCUUUCGCAGGUUAUACAAUCGCCAGCACUGCCGGCCCGCUGAAACAGGCUGUUUCUCUGGGUCAGGAUCUGACCGCAUAUGCCACCUAUGAGGGUUACCCGGCCUUCGCUGUGGCCACCCGCGGGGACGGAUACGGAGUGUUUUAAUAUGUCAGUCAUCUAGUCUUUGUAUUAUUAGUUUGUGUUCUGCGUAUCUUGUCAUGUUUAUAGGUUUGAUAGAUUUAUGAUGGUUCUUUUCCUUCCCAUCAGGACUCAUCCCUGCUGAAAAACAAUUCUAGCGGGUUCCAUUAUAAACAAUAGCUUUUACCAUUAAAAUACAAAAUGCAAUGUGUAUUAUUCCAGUAAGAUAUAUUGAUGUUCUGGUUCCCAUCGAUCAGAUAACAUCACACCAGUAGAACCAACAUAUUACAAUAGAGACCAUAUUAAAACCAUAUUACAACGCCUAUUAUAACCAGUAUCAGUUAGAAUUUCUGGGAUGAAUUUGUUUUUUUCUCAGCAGGGAUGUUUUUGAGCAUAUUGCAAUAUUGUAAUGAUGUUUGUGUCAAUGCGAGUCAUCUUUUGACUUGAACUCAGGAAGCUGACGGUCUGAUAGAUGUUUAAUAAGUCAAUCCCAAAAAUUUGUUUUUUUUUCAGGCAAAAACUGUGUGUUUAAUUUUCACACCAUAAAUUCACUUGAUCGAAUCGUAGAAUAAUUCUGUUUCAACUUUCAGUUUCACUGUCAAAUGUCUAAAAGACCGACUGAAUUUCAGCUGUUUAAUGCUGCCUCUGAAUGACUUAUUACGUAUUAACACUAAAUCAUUACAAUCAAAUGAUGAAAUACGCUGUCCUAUCCCUGCAGAAGUUCACUUCACUUUGUUGUUGUGUAGCUGAUCCUUCAGUAUUUACAUUAACAUCCACCUGAAGAACCCUACAGUAACCUAUAGCCUUGCUGUAUGCUUUAUAUCCACCCGACCGUUUUAUGGUUUUUAAUAAGAUAGUUUGUUUUCUUUCUAUAUUUUAUAAGAUUUUGGUCAUCUCACACUUUUGAAUGUGAGAAAAAUAUGACAGCGUUUCUAAACACAGACACUUUUGUGAAAUAAGAUUCCUUAUCGGUGACAGUAUUAAAGUUUGUGUAGCACUUAGAACUUAUUUUUAUACCUGAAGUCCAGCUCUGUUUGUCUUUAGAUCAUUGACUGUUUGAAGUAAUUCACUGCGUCAGUGAUUGACAUUAAAACUGAAGAGAGAUUUCUACAGGCACCAAUCAGGAGAAAAAAAUAAGCCGAGAGCUACAGAAUGUGAAAGAUAAGAUUAAAUAAUUCCAAUACAUCCACAAACCAUCAAUAAAUUCAUUUCAAAGAA
Triplophysa dalaica is the source of this 3156-nucleotide messenger RNA. RefSeq names its product apobec1 complementation factor (gene a1cf). Gene Ontology annotation, cellular component: nucleus. Gene Ontology annotation, molecular function: mRNA binding. The record is from RefSeq and is a predicted model, not a curated record. The transcript is spliced from 12 exons. Bases 199 to 1965 code for a protein of 588 amino acids. NCBI's taxonomy places the organism in Eukaryota, Metazoa, Chordata, Actinopteri, Cypriniformes, Nemacheilidae.